Messenger RNA from Hippopotamus amphibius kiboko, 3652 nucleotides. RefSeq names its product kinesin family member C2 (gene KIFC2). NCBI's taxonomy places the organism in Eukaryota, Metazoa, Chordata, Mammalia, Artiodactyla, Hippopotamidae. The coding region runs from base 233 to 2689 and encodes 818 amino acids. Gene Ontology annotation, molecular function: microtubule motor activity; microtubule binding; ATP binding. Gene Ontology annotation, biological process: microtubule-based movement. The record is from RefSeq and is a predicted model, not a curated record. The transcript has 17 exons.
GCGCCAAGGACUCAGCGGGAGGAAAGACAAGCCGAGCUCCGCGGAGCCGAGCCCGGGAGCUGCGCCGCCGCGCGGGGUCCCUCGCCGAGGACCGGUAGGGACUCUGGAAGCGGGGUGCGGGGCCGUGCCGAGGGGGCGGCCGCCGGAGCAUGCGCACGGGCUCUGCGGGCGGCGGGCGGGCGCGGGGACGCGGGGCGGCGCGAAGCUGGGCCCUUUGCCGCCCCGCGCUCCCAUGUACGCCUUCUACUCGCUGCUCGUCUACAUCUUCUACAGCCUCUUCCGCAGGGAUGGCGGGGCCGCGGCGGCCGCGGACCCUGGGGACCCCGCCCAGAGUGCCCGCUGCAAGCCCGGGGGCCGCCGCCGCCCCGGCCAGCCCGCCGCGGACCUGUGGACCGAGCUGACCGGCCUGGUCGGCCGCCCGGAGUCCGAGGAUGGGCCGGAAGGGGGAGCGGAGGGCCGCCCGGCCGAGGUCUCCCUGGAAGAGGCGCUCGUGCGUCUUGCUGAGUUCCUCUCCGCCCAGGUGGGGGCGGAAGAGAGCGCUGGGAGUCCUCCCGACGUGAGCAAGCCUGGCGAUGUUCCCCCACUGUUGACGGUGACCGGUCAGCUCCUGGCCCUCCUGGCAUGGAUUCGGAGUCCCAGGGGGAGGCAGGCCCUGCCCCAGGGAACGCAGCCAGCCUCAGGGGUGCAGCCCCCCACUCCUGCUGGAUCCCCGUCCCAAGAAGAAAGCUCGUCUCUUUCACCAAGGAGCGAGAGCCAAGGGCAGGAGCCUCUUCAGUUGGAAGAGGACCAGAGUGCUUGGCAGCGGCUGGAACAGCUCGUCCUUGGGCAGCUGGAGGAGCUGAAGCAGCAGCUGGAACUGCAGGAGGAGGAGCUGGGCCAGCUGCGCCUGGGGGUGGGAGCGACAGACUCAGAGAAAAGGGUUCAGCAUCUGACGCUGGAGAACAGGGCCCUGAAACAGAGCCUGAGCCUCACUCGGGAUCUGCUGCUGCACUGGGGCCCUGCCCCCCCAACCAGCGCCCCCCAGGAGCAGGAGGAUGCAGAGGCACUCUUGGAGCUCCGGGGUCGGCUUCAAGAGGCCCAGAACACCACAGAAGCUCUCCGAGUUCAGCUAGGGGUUCAGGAGGUGCAGCUGCAGGGCCUUCGGGGGGCCCUCCGGCAGCUCCAGCAGGAGACUGAGCAGAACUGCAGGAGGGAGCUGCAGCAGAUGCGUGGGCAGCUGGCAGGACUUCGUGCUCGCAUGGCCAGCUUGCGUCAGGGCUGUGGGGACCUCCGAGGAUUGGUCAGCACCUUUACCCAGAGCUGCCAGGGCUCGCUGAGAGAAGCCCGGGGCCAGGUAUCCUGGGCCCUGGGGGCAUUGUCGGCUGGAGGGGCUGGGACUCAGCUCCCUGAGGCACAGCAGGGGCCCCCAAUUGGAUGCCCGGGGCGGCUGCUGGAGCUCAAGGGAAACAUCCGUGUGCUAUGUCGGCUGAGGCCAGGGACACCCUCCAGCCUGGUGAGCCUAGAGCCUGGCCCGGGUGGCACUGUCACCACCUGCUAUCGAGGACACCAGCGUCGCUUCCACCUGGACUGGGUCUUCCCUCCACAUGCCAGCCAGGAGGAGGUCUUCAGGGAGCUGGAGUCGGCUGUGCUGUCCUGCCUUGGAGGCUACAGUGUCUGCAUUUUCACCUACGGUCAGACAGGGACAGGAAAGACCUACAGCAUGGAGGGCCCUCCUGAGGACCCCGGCAUAGCUCCUAGGGCACUGCAGUCCCUGUUCCGGGAGAUGGGGACAGGGGAACAGCACCGAGUGACCCUCAGCAUGGUGGAGAUCUACAAUGAGGCUGUCAGGUCAGGGCUGCACUGGUGCCUCCUUCCCAUCCCUGGCCCCUACUUUUGGCUCAGCCCCCCCAGAACCCCCAGUGGAGCCUUCCCCUUUUCCACCAGGGACCUCCUAUCGCCAGGGCCUCCCCAGCGCCUGGCAGUGAGGCAGGGCCCAGCAGGCCAGGGGGGAAUCCAGGUGGCCGGCCUCACCCACUGGGACGUGCCCAACCUGGAGGCGCUGCACCAGAUGCUGAGCCUGGGGAAGAGCAACCGGGCCACCGCCGCCACCGCCAUGAACCAGCACAGCUCUCGUUCGCACGCCCUGGUCACGCUGACGAUGCGCACGGCGUCCCCACCUCGCGGUCCCGGCACCGCAGGCACGCUGCACCUGGUGGACCUGGCUGGGUCCGAGCGCGCCUGGAAGGCAGGGGCGGGCGGCACGUUGCGUGAAGACCGGGACAGUGCCCAACGUCUGAGGGAGGCUCGGACCAUCAACCGCUCGCUGCUGGCGCUGGGAGGCGUGAUGGCCGCACUGCGGGCUCGCCGGCCACACGUGCCCUUCCGUGACUCGCAGCUCACGCGCCUGCUGCAGCCCGCGCUGGGCCCCGGCGCCACCGCCGUGCUGCUGCUGCAGAUCUCCACGCGGCCCGAGGAUCUCGGCGAGACGGUGUGCUCGCUCAAGUUCGCCGAGCGAGUGGGCCGAGUGGAGCUGGGUCCGGCGAGGCCACACAGGGCCCCGCGCUCCGGGACGCCCUCCUCCCUGAGCACCGACACACCACUCUCUGGGACCCCCUGCACCCCCACGCCGUCGCCCGGCAGCCCUCCAAGCCCCGGCCUGGACAGCGGCUCCAGCUCGGCCGUGGCACCGCCAGAGGACCUUCCGUCGUAGUCCUGCCCAAAGAGUCUGGGUCGCGUCUCUGCCGGCAGAGGCAGCAAAGUCCCUAUUCCCCCGUGGCCUCCUUGAUCUCUGGGGGCCCGCUGCCCCCCAGGCUCCCAGAAUCCACUCCCUUCUCCCCUGCAGGAGUGUUCCGCCUGGGGUAAUGAUCACCCCCUACCCAACCCCCGCCGCCCCACUGGCCCAGGCCCUGAGCCCCUUAUCACCAUCUACUGUUAUCGCGGUGCACAGCAGGGGAUCCCAGAGCCCUGGAGGCAGACCCUGGCCAAGUGGCCAGCAGAGUCACUACCCCGUCACCAAACAUCAGACUUGCAUUAAAAUGUUUGUUCCUUUACUGUUAUCUUCCCCACUACCACCAUCAAAACCAGCUAGGGUCUCCAUUCUCCAUCCCCUUCCCCCAAAAGGUGCUACCUCCUUCCCAGGCAACAGUGGAGGAAAGACAGGACUUCAAGCGGGAGCCGUCAUUAGGUUUCUCCCUCCCCCAGCCCGGAGCCAGGGAGGGGAAGUGACAGAUGGUGAUGGAUGGAUGGAUGGAUGGAUGGGUAGAUGGACAGAGGGCUGGAGAAGGUGGGACCAGGAAGGGGACAGGAAGGGCUACUCCAAGCAGAGCCCUGCUCCUCCCAGCCUUGCCUCGGGUUAGGGGAGGCAGGGUUGACCAUCAGGGCCGGGUGGUGCCCAAGUGGGCGUCCAAUAAACACGUGGGCUCUCAGCACGGCUGGUGCCUCAUGUCUCAGCGCUGCUGGCGCCACACACACCUUGCUUUCUCCUCAACAGGCAUAAAGGUGGCAGGAGAGGGUGCGCGAGGAAAGCAGUCCCCAUCCUGGGGGCCUCACAGGCUGUACCAGGAGAGUAGCCAGCCUGGGGUAGGGGCGGUCAGGUCUCGGGGGUGGCUAACCCACACGUCAUAGAUGCUUUUGUUGGGUGGCACCCCCUGGAAGAGGGCGUCUAGAUCCCAGA